Cavia porcellus (domestic guinea pig) is the source of this 6982-nucleotide messenger RNA. RefSeq names its product eukaryotic translation initiation factor 4E binding protein 2 (gene Eif4ebp2). Gene Ontology annotation, molecular function: eukaryotic initiation factor 4E binding. The record is from RefSeq and is a predicted model, not a curated record. Bases 333 to 695 code for a protein of 120 amino acids. Gene Ontology annotation, biological process: negative regulation of translational initiation. Gene Ontology annotation, cellular component: cytoplasm. The transcript has 3 exons. NCBI's taxonomy places the organism in Eukaryota, Metazoa, Chordata, Mammalia, Rodentia, Caviidae.
CUUCCGGUCGUCGUCGCCGCUGCUGCCGCUGCUGCCGCUGCUACUACUGCUGCUGGGGCUAGUGGCGGGUGUCUGAGAGUCAGGCGGCGGCGGCGGCGGCGAGAGGGCGGCGGCGGCAGGGAAGGAGCAGGACGAGGGAGCGAGAAGAGGCGAACGAGGAGCGAGCGGUGUGCGCCCUUCCGUCCUCCUGAGGUGCCGGCGUCUCCCGGGCCCCGCAGCCGCCGCCGCCGCCGCCUGUCCGCCUGCCCGCCCGCCCGCCCGCCCGCUCGCCCGCCCGCCCGCUCGCCCGCCCGCCCGCUGGCCGGACAAAGCCGAGAGCCCGCUCUGGAGCCAUGUCCUCGUCCGCCGGCAGCGGCCACCAGCCCAGCCAGAGCCGCGCCAUCCCAACCCGCACCGUGCCCAUCAGCGACGCCGCGCAGCUACCUCAUGACUAUUGCACCACGCCCGGGGGGACGCUGUUCUCCACCACGCCGGGAGGAACCCGAAUCAUUUAUGAUCGAAAGUUUCUGUUGGAUCGUCGCAAUUCUCCCAUGGCUCAAACCCCGCCCUGCCAUCUGCCCAAUAUCCCGGGAGUUACUAGCCCUGGCACCUUAAUCGAAGACUCCAAAGUAGAAGUAAACAAUUUGAACAACUUGAACAAUCAUGACAGGAAGCAUGCAGUUGGAGAUGAUUCUCAGUUUGAGAUGGACAUCUGACCUUCUGCAAGAGUGGCAGGAAAGCAGCAACCCAGAUACUUGUGUGGACCUGAUGAAGCCAACAGGACCAACAGUGGAAAGACAGAGGCAGACCCAGCAGCCCCAUUGCCAUCCCCACCUCCCUUCUUCCGCGGGUGCCAAAUGCUAAGACGAUGAGCUGCAUCUGGCUGUUUCUUCUCAUGUUUCCUGUGCCCUGCCCAGCAAGACAGAUUAGUUUGAAGGCUGUAGAGGCACUUCUGUAGAGCUAAGCUGUCCAUUGAGGAAAACAGUUAAACUGCCUUCCCCGUCUCAUCUCAACUGAGAAUCUCCCUUCCUCAAGUUUAUCUCAAAUCCAGUAUCAGUCUACCAGCAACUACCUGCCUGGAAUGUCUGGGGAAGGGGUACAGAAGUUUGGCAGGCUCACCAUUCAUGUUCUUUAUACUGUCUCUCUUCCUUGUAUUCCACCCCUUGUUCAGUGCUGGGUUCAGGGUCUUUGAAAACCAGCAGGUGGAAAUGGUAAAUAAAAAGAAAGCUGCUUUCCUUUUUACCUUGAGGUAUUUGUGCUUAGGGACAGAGCAGCACAAUUUACGCAACUCUGGUAGCAUUGCUUUGUGGCACCGUUUGGAAGUCUGCAUCCCCUCUUUCUCCUGGGAGGAAUGUCUUCUGUCUUUGGUAUUGUAGUUUCUCUUCCCAUUCCUUUACUCGGCACAUUUGUACAGAUAUUUCUAAACUCCGCCCUCAGUAAGUGGCUGAUCUUUGUUCUUCUACCUUCUCUGCUUGCAUCUUGUUGCUGCAGAGUCCUCUUGUAUACUAGGAGCUAUCCAGGUGAUUUUGUCUGCCCCCAGAGCAGGGCAAUAGGAUGUAACAGGCAUUUUGCCUUCCACUUGAUAGGUAAAGUCUGCUUCCAAAUUCUGCCAGACAAUACCAGUCACAGUCAGUUUUAAAAAUCCAUUGAACGUUGUGCUAUUUGUUGUUGUGGCUUGCAGUUUCUUAUAUUUUGAAUUUAAAGUUGACUUUUAGAAAUGUUCUUAGAAAAGCACUAGAUUUUUUACCUAUUUGAAUCUGCUUUGUUUGACUACCAGGAUAGAUAAGCAUGGAUUUAAAAGUGUUCCUCCCAGGUUUCAUGUCAUUCCCACUGUUCUCUGAAUUCUCCCCUUCCUUUCUUCCCUCCUUCCUUCUCUCGCCCUCCCUAUCCUCUGCCAGGCCAUUUUUCAGAUCUACAUCAAAGAUACCCCAAGUGUUGGUAUCUGAUAAUAUCUGUCACUUAUCUCAACAGUGACAUUUUAUUUUUAAGAUGACUACAGACCUAUUUUUAGAUAUGCUUUCAAUACAGUUUUGAACAGCAACUUUUUAACUAAACACCUUCCAGUGUUGGGAAGGUAAGAGAUUUCCAUGGCCGAGUCCACUGUUUGAUGUCACUGUCCUCUGUGCUCCCGUGCCUUCCCUUCCAGCUUCCUUCUGAGCUCUUUCCUUUCCCUUUGAGUUUUGGAUGUGUGUGUGUGUGUUUGGAGUUUGUACCGAGUGGUUUGUAAAACUGGACCAUUCUGCCUUGCUGGGGUUGUUCAGGAAAACCUCAUUCUUACCUUUUCGCUCUUCCGUUUGCCCUUCUGCCCACCCCUCCUGCUACUGCUGAUCGGCAUGGUAACCUCAGGAGAGGGCCCUGUAGAAAGACAGACACUGUCCCCUCGGGGGAAGACAAGUAGAGCAGUCACUGGCGUCCUGGAAAUUUCUGAUUGGAUUCUUGUUAAGAGUCCAAGGUGAGAGUAAUAGGCCCAGUGGCUAAGAAAUUAGAACAAAAGCUGUUUUUCUUUUGAAUUAUGAGAAGAACCUAUUUGCAAAGACAUUUUAGAAAGAGAAGAUGUUGGCAGAACUUUUUUAUCUUUUGCUACAAAAUGUGAAUAGUUCAGAGUGAAAAACCUCGUGAUAGUUGAUGUCUCAGGAAUAAGCUGGAUCUCCAAUGUUUUGGGGGUGCUUUGAGUCUCACAAUCAGUAAUCAAAAUAUUUUGAUGUGUUCUUGUGUUAAUUAAACUUCAAAUUUUGCUUUACAUAGUCUUGUAAAAAUGUAAGUUGUGCUGUCAUUUACCUGAGAAGCUUGCUCAGACCUUUGUAAUCUGGAGUUUGGUUCUUCGGGAGUGAAGUUUCUCUUUCUUUGUAAGCUGGCAGUGGCAUCCUGUGGAAUCUGACUCCCAGCUAGCAGCUGGCGGGCUGGCAGUGAGCGGCAGAGUACUCUUCUCAGUGUUCGCUGCUUGCUGUCUGUAAAAACGUGGCUUCCUCGCGACGUACAAUGAGUAGAGUUGGAGUAGCAGCAAGGUACCAUUUCCCCCUCUCUUGCCAUGUCUGACCCAGGCUGUGUUUCUAAUAUUUCUUGGGAGUGUUGACUGCAUAUUGCACGAGCUGUCCAAACUCUGUCCAGACUCUGCCAUGACUUUCUUACUGCUUAGUGCAGUUCUUUCCUAGAGGCCACCUUGUCCUCAGUAAAUCAGCAUUGUAAAAAUAAUUGCACAACACAGAGAUAAGCUUGCAGCAGGUGACACCUUUAUGUUAUGCCUCAUAGAAUGGUUUUCAGAGCAAGCCAGAUUCUGGUAGGUGGUUUAUGUUGGGGUGUUUAGUGAGAACCUCACAGGUGAAGCCCUGCGUGAGUAACAUAUCCUGGCUUUUUCUUAGGGUGGGAGUACCUCCCUCUGUCUGAGGUUACCAUCUGAGUGAGACAGUUCUUAAAAUCUUAGUGAUCAUGAAGUUUUCAUGAAGCAAGUAUAUUCUGUACUUCUGUGUAUAAUCAGUCUUAAAGAGAAAUUACCUCCCUCCAGAUCGCAGUAGGUGUGUGAUGUCAUGGCUCUGCCUUCUUUUUUUUUUUUUUUCUUUUUUUUUCUUUUUUUCUUUUUAUCGGUACCGGCGAUCGAACUCACAACCGCCUGCUUACAAGGCAGGUGCUUAUGCCGCUGAGCUAAAUCCCCAGCCCCAGCUCUGCCUUCUUUACAGUGUCGUUCAUUGAGUUCCUUGUCUCUCAUGUUCUAUUCAAAUAUGUAUCUCAGUAAGAGCACAGGAAUAGAGAAGCUGCCUUUUAGGAGUUGGGCUUCCAAGCCAGAGAAUUUUCCAUUUGUAGUAGUUAUCUAUUGCUAUGUAACAAAUUACCUCCAAAUUUAGUAUCUUAAAAUAGCAAAAACAGUAUCUUGCAGUUUCUGAAGGGUAGAUGGAGAGCAGCUUUGGAGGAUGGUUCUAGCCUGGGGUUUCAUGAAUUUUCAAGAUGAAGGCACUGGCUGUUGUCAUCUGGAGCUAGAGAAUCUAUUUCCAAACUCCCUCCGUGGCUACUGGCAGGGUGCCUCAGGUUCUUCCCUGUAGAUCUCACCUCUGGCCGCAUGAGUGUCCUCACCAUGGUAGUUGGCUUUCUCCUGAGGGACUGACCCCCAAGAAGGAGGCAGACAAGGAGAAAGUCACAGUGCCUUAAAACCACCACACUCCCAAAAGAGGAUGAAAACUGGUCAAAAGGAAGGUAGAUGCAACUAAAUGAUAAACUGAAAGAUAAAUUGCUAUUAAAAUCAAUUGCCCAAGAUGUGUAUCCUCAAACUGUAAGGAGACAAACUUUCUCCCUUUCCUUAAAGCUGCCGGAUAAUCUCAAGAGAGACAAGAAACCAGUGUUCCAGAGUAGCUGUAGUAGCUGUCCACCCACCUGACUCUGAGCAGGUCAAGGGUUUGCAAAGUAGCACCUGGGUCUUUCCUAGACUCAUUUACAGUUACUCUUCUUUGGCCAGAAAUAGGCAGAGAAAGGGAACUGGGGCCUUCCAGUUGAGCCACCAGAGCAGUCUUAAUUGAAGGGGAACAAAGAAGACGUAGGAAUAGGUUAUUGAGCUGCAGAAGAAAAGAAAAAAAAAAAAAAAAAAGCAAAUAGUUCAAAUAGCUGGUGUCAGGAAACCAGGUCCCCACCUGAGUCACCCGUGCUCUCUGCUGCACCAUCUUACGGACUUGGUCAGUCAGUUGCCAAGAAACAGCUUCUCCAUAAGCUCGGGAACACUUGAUGGUAAAUGUCUGUCAUGCUGAUUGCCUGUUGUGUCCUGCUGAUUGCAGUUCAACUCUGCCUGACUGUUUUUCUGUUGUUUUUUUUUUUUUUUGGUCUUUUUGAGACAGGGUUUCACUAUGCAGUUCAGCCUGGCCUUGAGCUCACUUUGUAGCCCAGGCUGGUCUCGACCUUGAACAAUCCUGCUUCAGCCUCCUGAAUGCUGGGGUUACAGGCAUUAUAGGCAUGUGCCACUACUCCCAGCUGUGGCCUGGGUUUCUUGGUGGAAAUGCUUUCUUAAAGAGAACCAAGAGAAACUUAGGUUGCCUCUCAGUUCAACACAUUCUUAGUGGAUGCCUGCUGUGUCUGGCAUUCAUUCCUACACAAUCUUGAGCAAUUUUAGGGUAUCUGAAAGAUGGUAAUUCUUGUUUGAUUUUAUCAUCUGCCCCUCCUAGCAUUUUCUUCUCUGUAGCCUGUAGCAUGUACUUGAAUGAAAACACCCCUGCUGCAGCCGUCAGAAGGGAAGGUGCUCCUUCUGGAAGUAGAGUGCUAUCUCUAAAGUACCUUCCAGUGAACUUUGGUUUUCCUCUUGACUUGAGAUGGAGUUAAAAUCAGUGCUCUUUUAUAUUGUUGGUGUUUUUAUUGUUGUUUGAGCUGUUGGCCCUUUGAGUCACUUGGACCUGGCCUUCCCAAUUCAGACAUUGAAGUCCACAUGUCCAUCAGAAUGCAGCGAGGCCCAGUUCACAUCACAGCCAGUGUACAGGCUGCCAGCUUUGAGUGGAGGAAGCUGGUACAAGGAAGGCUCACCAUGUUGGCAGCAGUGUCCCAGGGGUGCAGUCUCUCCUCUGCAUCUCUGGUACCAGGUGCUUGGAGCCAGGUCCCUGAGCCCUUUACAUUCACCUCGAGGGAGGAGAGCCUGCUGUCUGUCUGAUUCUUAACUGUUUCUUCUCAGCAUGUUUUCUGGACUACAUGCACAUGAGUAGCUAUUAAGAUGCGAGGCCCAAUCACUUGCCCAUCCUUAACAUCUGGGAGAGGGUAUUAUUUGUUGUAAAAGUUUUGUGAAGGCAUCCUCUUUCUGAACUUUGAGAAGGGAAUCAUCACUUCUUACCUUUCGGUAAAGGAUGAAAUCAGCUCUUUUGCCCUAGGAUGAAAGCCAGGGCCUCAGGUAUGCUAAGCGGACGCGGUACCGCUGAACUGUAUCCCCAGACCUCGAAAUCAGAUCCUGCUGCAGGUCUGUCACCAGCCUUUAGAAUGCUUACACUCCAAGCGCACUUUCCAUUCCAGGACUUGUUCACCAUUUCAGUGCAGUUUCCUUGAGGCUUGUUCACAGCAGUUUCUAACUGAAGACCAAAAGAGUGAUUGAUAGAUGCUCAUUUUUUCCAUUAACCGUUCACAAUACUUAUCCCCCCUCCAGAAUUUAGACUGUUUUCCAGAUGGCCCUGGAAGCUGAUAUUUUUUUGGCAAAGCUUAGAUUUUGAAGUCUUGAGUCUGCUUGUUAACCUCUGCCUGCAGCCCUCUUAGACUGUACCGGAUAUCAGAGAUGCCUGUGGGAAGGGUGCUGAGCAGAGAUGCUUCCCAGGGUUUAUUUAAAUGCUUACUCUGCCACCCGGCAGAGAGGCGAUGCAGUGCUUGGUCCUCACUUGGCCAUGUUGAGCCCUUGGCAGUGGUUAAAACUAAACUUCUCGUAUACUUCAAACAGAAUUCCAUGUGUCCAGCACAGAAGAUCCAUUCUUGUCACAAUGUUCCUCUUUCCUCUCCAUCUUAGUCUUUAAAAAGCAAAACCCCAAGCCCAGGCCAAGGGGCACUGUCACUGGGACGCAGGGGAGGGGCCGUGGGGAGCCUCCUGCUCCUCCCUGCACGGAGUCACAAGUCCCUCAGCAGUGCCUUUGUGUCACCUGCAGAUGAGCCCAUCUCUGUCCACUUGGGGGAGAAGGCCUCAGCCCCCAGGCACACCUUAAACAGGCGCCUUGAAGAGCUCAAGGACACCCAUGUGUGCAUUUUAAGCAUCGUUUUAAAAACAUUUUAUAUUAAAAAGCCCUCCCUGUCUAGUGCCACCAACUCCCACGCCGAAUGGGAAAGUGGAGACUGCCAGCACUUUGUGCGGGCUUGCCCUCAUCUCCCUGAUGUGCUGUCCCUUCAACCCGUCGUGUGUUCUGUCACCAGUGGGUGGGGGAAGGCAUAUGCAGUCUUGUGUGAUCCCAUGACCAGUUUUGUUUUUUAAUUGUCUUUCCAAACCAGCAGGUAUUUGGAAAUUAGAAAAAAAUUAAGUUCUCACCAAUGGUUGCUGUUAACAGUUAAUAAAAGAUUUGAAUAUCAA